Xylaria bambusicola is the source of this 1662-nucleotide messenger RNA. RefSeq names its product PK beta-barrel-protein domain-containing protein-like protein. The record is from RefSeq and is a predicted model, not a curated record. NCBI's taxonomy places the organism in Eukaryota, Fungi, Ascomycota, Sordariomycetes, Xylariales, Xylariaceae. The transcript is spliced from 3 exons. Gene Ontology annotation, molecular function: pyridoxal phosphate binding; 2 iron, 2 sulfur cluster binding; molybdenum ion binding. The coding region runs from base 1 to 1662 and encodes 553 amino acids.
AUGUCGCCUGCAGCUGAUAUGGAUUUGUUCGCUCCCUUCGAGAAGGACACCAUUUUGGAGAUCCGAACUAGUAAAAUGAAGACUAUGCCUGGCCUCACAAUCCAAAGUGGAAUUGAUAAGGAAUUACGGUCGGGGAAGAUUCAUGUCACCUACCUUGGACUCGUCGAUGACGAGCAUGAUCCUACAUUUCAUGGCGGCAAAGAUAAAGCCAUCCACGGAUAUUGCUCGUCACAUUAUACACAGUGGAAGCAGGAAUUCCCCGAUGCCGAGGCACGGUUCAAACCAGGUGGUUUUGGAGAAAAUUUCGUGACUGAGUUCAUGAAUGAGCGCAACAUCUGCAUAGGGGAUGUUUUCUCAGUCGGAAAUGACGGGGUACUCUUGCAGAUUAGUUUACCGCGACAGCCAUGCUUCAAGCUCAAUCAUCGAUUCAAGCUGAAGAAUUUUGCGCCGAACACAUAUAAGAAAAGCCGCACGGGUUGGUAUUAUCGAGUACUUCGCGAGGGUACAGUACAAGCUGGAGACGAAAUUCGACUUGUCGAAAGAAAAUGGCCAAUGUGGACUGUUGAACGUGUCCAGGAAUACUUGCAUCGCACGACCGACAACACUGAGAUGAACGAAGAGCUCUCCGAAAUUCCUGACAUGGGCGACGAAUGCAGAAAGGCGUUCCUAAAGCGCGUAGCGAAAUUCAAGGCCCAGCAGAAACGUGCGGCAAACCAAGAUGAUAAAGCAGAAAAGUGGCGCGAUUAUAAAGUCGUUGAGAAGAAGGCGCAGACCUCCAGGAUAACAUCCUUCAUGCUUGAAGCUGUAACACCUGAUCCUGAUAUCAAAGACAGUGACGUCAAGCUUGGGCCACACGUACGUCUUCGGUUACCCAACGGACUAUUACGCUCUUACUCCAUUGUCUCGGGGACUGACAACCGCUUCGAACUUGGUAUUGCGCUCGAGGAAGCGAGCCGCGGUGGCUCGUCGUACCUACACAAGAAUGUAAAGGAGGGCGAUAUGAUUGAGGUUGGUCGUAUCACAUCUGAUCUUAAACCUGCAAGCGCAGCUAGUAAUCAUGUGUUCAUCGUUGGUGGGAUUGGUAUAACGGCUUUUCUGAGUAUGAUGGAGGCCUAUCGUCAGAUCAAUUGGGAGACGACGCUGCAUUACGCUUUGCGUACCGCAGAUGAUAUGCCUUUUCGAGGGCGGGUGGAAGGGUUAAAGGAAUCUGUCAAGCUGUAUGAUCGAAGCAAAGGUCAACGCAUGAAUAUCGGGGAGAUACUACGAAACCUUACGUGGAAUUCACAUGUCUAUGUGUGUGGGCCACAACGGAUGCUUGACGAAGCUGUCGAACAGGCGAAGAAGUGUGAUCUUGGGGAGGAUGAUAUUCACUUCGAAGCUUUCUCUGUUGAUGCCACUGGCGAUCCUUUCGAAGCUGAGGUUGUCAACCGUGGAGGUCAGGUCCUCAAGGUUGCUGGCGAAGAGACGCUUUUAGAGGUACUGAGAAAGAGCUUUGACGAUGUGCCUAGCAGUUGUGAAGUCGGCAAUUGUGGCACAUGCCGAGUUACCGUCAAGAACGGAAAUGUUGAACAUAGAGGGACGGCACUGACAGCGGAAGAUAAGAAGGAGGCUAUGCUGAGUUGUGUUAGUAGGGGUAUUGGGAGGAUCGCGAUUGAAAUAUAG